Coccidioides immitis RS is the source of this 2145-nucleotide messenger RNA. Its product is annotated as SAP domain-containing protein. The transcript is spliced from 2 exons. Lineage: Eukaryota; Fungi; Ascomycota; Eurotiomycetes; Onygenales; Onygenaceae. The record is from RefSeq and is a predicted model, not a curated record. The coding region runs from base 139 to 2145 and encodes 668 amino acids.
CUUCUUUCUAGUAUUCUAUCGAUAUACCGAGAAACUAGUGGGGCUAUUCUUACAUCGCAUUGAUACACAAUACCCUCAACCGUCUUUAGGGGGAAGAGUCCGAUUCUCGGUCACGCGCGUCGCGCUCAAUUCGCCAUCAUGGCCGACUACAAUAGUUGGAAGGUCGCUGAUCUGAAAGCGGAAUUGAAACGACGCGGUAUUCCUCAGACUCGCCUCCGAUUGAAACAACAGAUUAUUGACAGAUUACUGGAGUCCGACGCAUCUGGACAAAACGAGAAUGUCGCUGAAAAAGUGGCAAGUGAAGGUGUUCCUGAGGCCGAAAAUGAAGUGACCGUAACAUCAUCCCCAAAAGAAGCCACAAAACAAAAAGAGCCGUCCCCGGAACAGACUCGACCGGCAGCUGAGCCUGUGCCUUCCGACUCCGGUGAUGCCGCGUGUGCACCCAUUCCAGAACCAUCGCAGCCACCCCAAGAGGAGCCCCAGGAGCAGCCCCAAGAUGUGACCAUGGGAGAGGUCGCUCCGCCCUUAAACGACCAGCCAGAUCUUGAACCUGCUUCCCGGGAGCCGGUGGCAGUAAAGGACCGAGAGGAAGUGUCUGGUCUUGAGAAAGAACCAGCGAAACUGCCGGAGCCCCCCGAGACAGAGUCUACUCAACCCUCCGAUGAACGUCCAUCCCAAGCCCCUUCGACCGAAAAGGACAUUCAAAAAGAAGAGAUAGAUGAUUCGAAAAAAAGAAAGCGUCGCAGCCAAAGCCCACCCCCAUCUCCGAGAAGCGCCGCCCAGAAGAGAGCUAGAGCAGAAGAUGGCCAUCCUCGCGUUAUCCUGCAGGAAGACCUGUCUUCGGUUGAGAAAAAUGAAAGCCCGGAUGAGCUCAUAACCGCUACACAGCGCCCAGCGGCGCCAGAAGCAAUGGAAAUUGAUACUUUAGAGACGCAUAGGGAGACUUCAACCAAGGAGGAUGCUACCAAGGUCGACGACCUACAAGCGCAACCAAAAAUAGGCCAAGAAUCAAGAGAGAGUCCUAAACCGGAGCCCCCGAAAGACGAUAGCCAUUCAGUUCCCGAGGACUCCAGUACUAAGGAAGAUGAUGAAGAGAGCAAGAAGGCAGAACGGAAAGAGGAGCCUGUACCUCAGGAGCAUGGGCCAUUGCAAAAGCAAGACGAAGAAAUAGCCGCAACGAAAAAGCCUGCUGGUGACGCUCGUUUUAAGGGUUUGUUCUCUGCGAACGGACUUCCGGGUCGUCGCGAGUCCCCACCACCUGCCGAAGAUGAAGAGCGCGUUGUCGCUCCAGCGCUCCAUCCGGCCACGACUUCUUUGUACAUUCGCGAUUUUAUGCGUCCCCUGCAACCUGCAAAUCUCAAGAGACAUCUCGCCGCUUUGGCCACACCGCCUGAUUCGACUCCUAAUCCAGACAUUAUCCUUGAUUUUUUCCUUGACUCGAUUAAAACUCACUGCUUCGUUACCUUUGCCAAUGUCGCCGCUGCUUCCCGCGUUCGAACAGCACUGCAUGCCACCAUUUGGCCCGAGGAGCGAACACGGAAGCCAUUGUGGGUUGAUUUCGUUCCGGAGGAGAAGGUGAAAGAAUGGAUUGAGAUCGAACAAGCCGGGAAUAACCGACGUGACGCUCACCGCUGGGAAGUGAUAUAUGAAGACCGGGAAGAUGGGACCAUUGCUGUCCUUCAGGAGGCAGUUUCAAACACGGCUCGCAACCGUAAUCAGUCGUUUAACCUUGGGAGAGAACCACCCACGGGACCACGAGCUGAGAGACCCUUCGGUCGAGGCAGUCUGCAAGCUGGACCACCAUCCAACCUCCCCGCCAGUGGCUUCAAAGCCCUCGACGAUCGAUUCCUAUCCACGUCAGCCAAGCCUAAACUAUAUUACCUUCCGGUCUCCAGGGAGGCGUCAGAUAAGCGUUUGGACAAAUUUGACGAUCUUGCUCGUGCAGGGCCUACUCGCCGACCGGGUGGUGAUGAGAUGCGUCGAUUUACGUUUGAAGAUGAUGACUUCUUCGUUGACCAAGGCCCCGAAUAUGGCUCCCGUCGAGGCCGCGCCCCAAGGGGGCGAGGAGGCGGUGCAUUCGCUGAAUGGGGAGGCAGCUGGCGUGGUAGAAGAUGUUGCAAUUUGGAAAGCUCUGUUGUUGCUUGA